AUGGGGAUCUCCAUAGUCAUCCUUCAAAUAUGUCUUUUACUGGAUCCGGUUCUAUCUGCAGCAAGGUCACAGUCAGCCACCAAAGGAACCACUUUUGAGGAGACACAGACAUCAGCUGGUCUGGGGAGUUCCCCGACUACAGACUAUGCUUCUUUGUCUCCCACAGAGGCAUCCCUGGCAACAAUUGAGGCAGAAGACAGCACUACAGAGAAUAUGAUGGCUACUAGUGCAAUAGGGACUGAGUCAGGUUUGGCCCUGAGGCUGGUGAGCGGAGAGGACCGGUGUCAGGGGCGCGUGGAGGUCUUGUACCGAGGCUCCUGGGGCACCGUGUGUGACGACGACUGGGACACCAAUGACGCCAACGUGGUCUGCAGGCAGCUGGGCUGUGGCUCGGCCACUUCGGCCCCUGGAAGUGCCCAUUUUGGUCAAGGCUCAGGGCCAAUUUUCCUAGACAACCUUCGCUGCUCUGGCCAUGAGUCCUACCUGUGGAGCUGCCCUCACAAUGGCUGGAACUCGCACAACUGUGGUCACGGAGAAGAUGCUGGUGUCAUCUGCUCAGGUGGGGAUGAAAUAUACCCAUCUCUCUCUCCUAGACGAUGGAGGAGGUUUUCUGUUCUUUAUCCCUCAGGGACUGAGUCAGAUUUGGCCCUGAGGCUGGUGAGCGGAGAGGACCGGUGUCAGGGCCGCGUGGAGGUCCUGUACCAAGGCUCCUGGGGCACCGUGUGUGAUGAUGACUGGGACACCAAUGACGCCAACGUGGUCUGCAGGCAGCUGGACUGUGGCUCGGCCACUUCGGCCCCUGGAAGUGCCCAUUUUGGUCAGGGCUCAGGGCCAAUUUUCCUAGACGACCUGAGCUGCUCUGGCCAUGAGUCCUACCUGUGGAGCUGCCCUCACCGUGGCUGGAACUCGCACAACUGUGGCCAUGGAGAAGAUGCUGGUGUCAUCUGCUCAGGUGGGGAUGAAAUAUAUCCAUCUCUCUCUCUAAGAUGGAGGUUUUCUGUUCUUUAUCGCUCAGGGACUGAGUCAGAUUUGGCCCUGAGGCUGGUGAGCGGAGAGGACCGGUGUCAGGGCCGCGUGGAGGUCCUGUACCAAGGCUCCUGGGGCACCGUGUGUGACGACGACUGGGACACCAAUGACGCCAACGUGGUCUGCAGGCAGCUGGGCUGUGGCGGGGCCAUUUCAGCCCCUGGAAGUGCCCGUUUUGGUCAAGGCUCAGGGCCAAUAUUCCUAGACAACCUGCGCUGUUCUGGCCAUGAGUCAUAUCUGUGGAGCUGCCCUCACAAUGGCUGGAACUCGCACAACUGCGGCCACGGAGAAGAUGCUGGUGUCAUCUGCUCAGGGAGUGAGUCAGGUUUGGCCCUGAGGCUGGUGAGAGGAGGGGACCGGUGUCAGGGCCGCGUGGAGGUCCUGUACCGAGGCUCCUGGGGCACCGUGUGUGACGACGACUGGGACACCAAUGACGCCCACGUGGUCUGCAGGCAGCUGGACUGUGGCUCAGCCAUGUCGGCCCCUGGAAGUGCCCAUUUUGGUCAAGGCUCAGGGCCAAUUUUCCUAGACAACUUGCGCUGCUCCGGGCAUGAAUCUGACCUGUGGAGCUGCCCUCACAAUGGCUGGAACUCGCACAACUGUGGCCAUGGAGAAGAUGCUGGUGUCAUCUGCUCAGGUGGGGAUGAAAUAUACCCAUCUCUCUCUCUGAGAUGGAGGAUUUCUGUUCUUUAUCCCUCAGGGAGUGAGUCAGGUUUGGCCCUGAGGCUGGUGAGCGGAGGGGACCGGUGUCAGGGCCGUGUGGAGGUCCUGUACCAAGGCUCCUGGGGCACCGUGUGUGACGACGACUGGGACACCAAUGACGCCCACGUGGUCUGCAGGCAGCUGGGCUGUGGCUCGGCCACUUCGGCCCCUGGAAGUGCCCAUUUUGGUCAAGGCUCAGGGCCAAUUCUCCUAGACAACCUUCGCUGCUCCGGGCAUGAGUCUGACCUCUGGAGCUGCCCUCACAAUGGCUGGAACUCGCACAACUGCGGCCAUGGAGAAGAUGCUGGUGUCAUUUGCUCAGACACCACCUGGAUCAGCAGCUCCACAGCUUCAACAACAGAAUUAGGGACUGAGUCAGGUUUGGCCCUGAGGCUGGUGAGCGGAGGGGACCGGUGUCAGGGCCGCGUGGAGGUCCUGUACCGAGGCUCCUGGGGCACCGUGUGUGACGACGACUGGGACACCAAUGACGCCCACGUGGUCUGCAGGCAGCUGGGCUGUGGCUGGGCCACGUCGGCCCCUGGAAGUGCCCGUUUUGGUCAAGGCUCAGGGCCAAUUCUCCUAGACAACCUUCGCUGCUCUGGCCAUGAGUCGUACCUGUGGAGCUGCCCUCACAAUGGCUGGAACUCGCACAACUGUGGCCACGGAGAAGAUGCUGGUGUCAUCUGCUCAGCUGCUCUGUCUCCGUCCACGAUCCAGCCAGACACCGACUGGCUCACCAGCUCCACGGCUUCAGCAACAGAAUUAGGGACUGAGUCAGGUUUGGCCCUGAGGCUGGUGAGCGGAGGGGACCGGUGUCAGGGCCGCGUGGAGGUCCUGUACCGAGGCUCCUGGGGCACCGUGUGUGACGACGACUGGGACACCAAUGACGCCCACGUGGUCUGCAGGCAGCUGGGCUGUGGCUGGGCCACGUCGGCCCCUGGAAGUGCCCGUUUUGGUCAAGGCUCAGGGCCAAUUCUCCUAGACAACCUUCGCUGCUCUGGCCAUGAGUCGUACCUGUGGAGCUGCCCUCACAAUGGCUGGAACUCGCACAACUGUGGCCACGGAGAAGAUGCUGGUGUCAUCUGCUCAGCUGCUCUGUCUCCGUCCACGAUCCAGCCAGACACCGACUGGCUCACCAGCUCCACGGCUUCAGCAACAGAAUUAGGGACUGAGUCAGGUUUGGCCCUGAGGCUGGUGAGCGGAGGGGACCGGUGUCAGGGCCGCGUGGAGGUCCUGUACCGAGGCUCCUGGGGCACCGUGUGUGACGACGACUGGGACACCAAUGACGCCCACGUGGUCUGCAGGCAGCUGGGCUGUGGCUGGGCCACGUCGGCCCCUGGAAGUGCCCGUUUUGGUCAAGGCUCAGGGCCAAUUCUCCUAGACAACCUUCGCUGCUCUGGCCAUGAGUCGUACCUGUGGAGCUGCCCUCACAAUGGCUGGAACUCGCACAACUGUGGCCACGGAGAAGAUGCUGGUGUCAUCUGCUCAGCUGCUCUGUCUCCGUCCACGAUCCAGCCAGACACCGACUGGCUCACCAGCUCCACGGCUUCAGCAACAGAAUUAGGGACUGAGUCAGGUUUGGCCCUGAGGCUGGUGAGCGGAGGGGACCGGUGUCAGGGCCGCGUGGAGGUCCUGUACCGAGGCUCCUGGGGCACCGUGUGUGACGACGACUGGGACACCAAUGACGCCCACGUGGUCUGCAGGCAGCUGGGCUGUGGCUGGGCCACGUCGGCCCCUGGAAGUGCCCGUUUUGGUCAAGGCUCAGGGCCAAUUCUCCUAGACAACCUUCGCUGCUCUGGCCAUGAGUCGUACCUGUGGAGCUGCCCUCACAAUGGCUGGAACUCGCACAACUGUGGCCACGGAGAAGAUGCUGGUGUCAUCUGCUCAGCUGCUCUGUCUCCGUCCACGAUCCAGCCAGACACCGACUGGAUCACCAGCUCCAUGGCUUCAACAACAGAAUUAGGGACUGAGUCAGGUUUGGCCCUGAGGCUGGUGAGCGGAGGGGACCGGUGUCAGGGCCGCGUGGAGGUCCUGUACCGAGGCUCCUGGGGCACCGUGUGUGACGACGACUGGGACACCAAUGACGCCCACGUGGUCUGCAGGCAGCUGGGCUGUGGCGGGGCCACGUCGGCCCCUGGAAGUGCCCGUUUUGGUCAAGGCUCAGGGCCAAUUCUCCUUGACAACCUUCACUGCUCUGGCCAUGAGUCGUACCUGUGGAGCUGCCCUCACAAUGGCUGGAACUCACACAACUGUGGCCACUCAGAGGAUGCGGGUGUCAUCUGCUCAGCUACUCCAUCUGAGUCCACAAUCCAGCCAGGCCCCUGGCCCACCUCAUCCAUACCUGUAGGAAUAACAAUAGGGAAUGAAACGGGUUUGGCGCUGAGGCUGGUGAGCGGAGGUGACCGGUGUCAGGGCCGCGUGGAGGUCCUGUACCAAGGCUCCUGGGGCACCGUGUGUGACGACAGCUGGGACACCAAUGACGCCAACGUGGUCUGCAGGCAGCUGGACUGUGGCUGGGCCAUGUCGGCCCCAGGAAGUGCCCGGUUUGGUCAGGGCUCAGGGCCCAUUGUGCUGGAUGACGUGCGCUGCUCUGGGCAUGAGUCCUACCUGUGGCGCUGCCCCCACAACGGCUGGAACUUGCACAACUGCAGGCACUCGGAGGAUGCAGGCGUCAUCUGCUCAGCUGCUCGGCCGCAGUCCACAAUCCAGCCAGGCCCCUGGCCCACCUCAUCCAUACCUGUAGGAAUAACAAUAGGGAAUGAAACGGGUUUGGCGCUGAGGCUGGUGAGCGGAGGUGACCGGUGUCAGGGCCGCGUGGAGGUCCUGUACCAAGGCUCCUGGGGCACCGUGUGUGACGACAGCUGGGACACCAAUGACGCCAACGUGGUCUGCAGGCAGCUGGACUGUGGCUGGGCCAUGUCGGCCCCAGGAAGUGCCUGGUUUGGUCAGGGCUCAGGGCCCAUUGUGCUGGAUGACGUGCGCUGCUCUGGGCAUGAGUCCUACCUGUGGCGCUGCCCCCACAACGGCUGGAACUUGCACAACUGCAGGCACUCAGAGGAUGCAGGCGUCAUCUGCUCAGCUGUACAAAGCACUCCUACUACCCCAGAUUGGUGGCGCCCAUCAACUCUAACUACUAAUAGACCCUCUUUGGGUUGUGGCGGCUUCUUAUUCAAUCCCAGUGGGGCAUUUUCUAGCCCAUUCUACCCUGGAUACUACCCCAACAAUGCCAACUGUGUCUGGGAAAUAGAAGUGAACCCCGGCUACCGCAUCAAUCUGGGCUUCAGUCAUCUGCAGCUGGAGACGCAUAGAAAUUGUAGUUUUGAUUAUGUUGAAAUCUCUGAUGGAUCACUGAAUAGCAGUAACUUGCUGGGGAAAAUUUGUAAUGACACCAGGCAAAUAUUCACAUCUUCUUACAACCAAAUGACUGUUCGAUUUCGAAGUGAUGUCAGUGUCCAAAACACCGGCUUUUCUGCUUGGUAUAACUCCUUUCCUAGAGAUGCCGGCUUGAGAUUAGUCAAUUCAAACUUCUCCUAUAAUGCAUGUGCCGGGCGUGUGGAAAUUUACCACGGUGGCACGUGGGGGACCGUGUGUGAUGAUUCCUGGGGCAUUCAGGUUGCCCAGGUGGUCUGCAGACAGCUGGAGUGUGGAUAUGCAGUAUCUGCCAUGGGAAAUGCCUAUUUUGGGCCCGGCUCUGGCCCCAUCACCCUGGACGAUGUAGUGUGCUCAGGAACUGAAUCUACUCUCUGGCAGUGCCGGAACCGAGGCUGGUUCUCCCAUAACUGUGCCCACAGUGAAGAUGCUGGAGUCAUUUGCUCAGGAAGCCAGCCAACAACGCAUGCUCCUGUUCACAAUGCCACUCGCCCAAACACAAAUUAUUCCUGCGGAGGCUUCCUGUCCCAGCCAUCUGGGUACUUUUCCAGCCCAUUCUAUCCAGGGAACUAUCCAAACAAUGCCAGAUGUGUGUGGGACAUUGAAGUCCAAAGUAACUACCGUGUGACUGUUGUCUUCAGAGAUGUCCAGCUUGAAGGUGGCUGCAACUAUGACUAUAUUGAAGUGUUCGAUGGCCCCUCCCACAGUUCCCCUCUGAUUGCCCGCGUUUGUGAUGGAGCCAAGAGCUCCCUCAGUUCCUCAUCGAACUUCAUGUCCAUUCGCUUUGUUAGCGAUGGCAGCAUCACGAGGAGGGGCUUCCAGGCCAGCUACUACUCCAGCCCUUCUGAAGAUAACACCAAGCUGCUUUGUCUGCCAAACCACAUGCAAGCCAGUGUGAGCAAGAGCUACCUCCAAUCCUUGGGCUAUUCUGCCAAGGACCUUGUCAUUCCCAACUGGAAUGAAAGCUCCCAGUGUCAGCCCCAAAUAACGGCCAGCCAGGUGACGUUCACAAUUCCAUACACGGGCUGUGGCACCAUCAAGCAGGUAGAUAAUGAUACCAUCAUCUAUUCCAACUUCCUCAGAGUAGCUGUUCCAAGUGCCACCAUCAAGAGCAAGAAGGAUCUCCACAUUCACAUCUGCUGCAAAAUGCUCCAGAAUACCUGGGUUAACACCCUAUACAUUGCUAAUGACACCAUCGAGGUCAAUGAAGUGCAGUAUGGCAAUUUUGACGUGAACAUUUCCUUUUAUACAUCUUCUUCAUUUUUAUAUCCAGUGACCAGCAGCCCGUACUAUGUGGACCUGAACCAGAACUUGUACCUUCAGGCUGAGAUCAUCCAUUCUGACACCUCCUUGUCCUUGUUUGUGGAUACCUGUGUGGCGUCCCCAUAUUCCAAUGACUUUACAUCUCUGACUUACGAUCUAAUCCGGAGUGGGUGCGUGAAGGACAACACCUACCAGUCUUACCCUCAGCCGUCACCUCGCAUCGCCCGCUUCAAAUUCAGUUCCUUCUACUUCCUGAGGCGCUUCCCCUCCGUGUACCUGCGGUGUAAGAUGGUGGUGUGCAGGGCUGACGACUACUUCUCCCGCUGCCGCAGAGGCUGCAUCCUGAGGUCCAAGAGGGACGUGGGCUCCUACCAGGAGAAGGUGGACGUCGUCCUGGGACCCGUUCAGCUGCAGGUCCCACACACCGAGAAGUGGAGCCUGGCUAAGUGGCGGACCUCCCGCCCCUAGAUCCGUGACCUGCGGGGAGCCGGAUUGUUUCUGCUGGUGUUGCACUGCACCCCAGAGUGGGCACCCACCGCAUGCCAGGCCUGCUGUGCACCACGGGGCGAUACGGACUUAGCUAGAUCGCUUCUCGCCUUCUUCCAUGGGCUCCUGGUCUAUGGGGGACCACGUGUAGUGCUUGGUCAGGAGAGUUCUGAUCUGCGACACAGACACAGCUGACACCUUUGUCGUCUGGGUUCUGAACUCCCCGCACCUCACACUCACUGACUGUGAAACAAAAAGGUUAAUACCUACCAGUUAGGACUGUUGAGGGGGUGCAAUAAAAUAAUGUUAGUUAAACUGC
Messenger RNA from Zalophus californianus (California sea lion), 7165 nucleotides. RefSeq names its product deleted in malignant brain tumors 1 (gene DMBT1). The coding region runs from base 1 to 6828 and encodes 2275 amino acids. The record is from RefSeq and is a predicted model, not a curated record. Gene Ontology annotation, cellular component: membrane. The transcript is spliced from 42 exons. NCBI's taxonomy places the organism in Eukaryota, Metazoa, Chordata, Mammalia, Carnivora, Otariidae.